Colletotrichum navitas is the source of this 1102-nucleotide messenger RNA. Its product is annotated as mitochondrial carrier domain-containing protein. The record is from RefSeq and is a predicted model, not a curated record. Lineage: Eukaryota; Fungi; Ascomycota; Sordariomycetes; Glomerellales; Glomerellaceae. Gene Ontology annotation, molecular function: citrate secondary active transmembrane transporter activity. Gene Ontology annotation, cellular component: mitochondrion. Gene Ontology annotation, biological process: mitochondrial citrate transmembrane transport. The transcript has a single exon. The coding region runs from base 67 to 942 and encodes 291 amino acids.
CCAUCACUUUAUCUUGCGUAUCCGAGACCGUAGAAGAGGCCGAACCUUUCAGCCUUUGAGGAAAAGAUGGUCGGUCAAUCAGACGGCAAGACCUCGCCGUGGCUGUCCCUCGCCGCUGGAGGCAUUGCCGGCGGUGUGGAAAUGGCGUGCACAUACCCUUUCGAAUUCGCCAAGACGCGAGUGCAACUCUACGGACACCAAAAGGGAUCGCGGAAUCCAUUUGCGAUUGUCUUGCGCGUUGCUCGCGAUGAGGGGUUGUCGGCCCUGUACAAGGGAUGCAGCACGAUGAUCCUGGGCUCCAUCGGCAAGGAUGCCGUCCGGUUCGUCGUGUUCGACAGCAUCCGCUCGGUGUUCCAAGACAAGGAAACGCAUACCAUGAGCCCUAUGCAGAGCAUAGCUGCUGGAAUGGUGGCUGGCAUUGCGAGCAGUACAGUCAUCGUAACGCCAAGCGAGCGCAUCAAGACGGCGCUGAUCGAUGACGCCAAAACAACAAAAAGAUUCAAGGGUGCGAUACACUGCAUCAAGACACUUACCCAGGAGCAAGGUGUGCUCAAAGCUUUGUGGCGAGGAUACAUCACGACGACUUUGAAACAAAUCAGUACCACGGGUUUCCGACUUGGCAGCUACAGCAUUAUGAAGGACUUUGAGCGAUCGCGAGGGAUUAGCCCCGACGGUCCGAUAAUGAGCUUCGCCAACGGCGCCCUUGCCGGGACUGUCACCACAAUCGCGACGCAGCCAUUCGACACAAUCAAGACGAAAGCGCAGCAGGCAAAGGUGGUCGGCACAAUGGAGUCAUUCCGAACGAUCAUGUCUGAAGACGGAGUCAAGGGUCUCUGGAGAGGCACUGUCAUGCGCUUAGGCAGGACGGUGAUGGCGGGCGGCAUUCUGUUUACGGCCAACGAAGAAGCUAUGAAGGUUCUGAAGGUUCUUACAGGUAAAUGAUUUCACCCGAUGAAAUAGAGGGGCCGGGAGAUGUACACAUUAGACAAAGAGGGCAUGAAAACGAACGGCACGAAACUUCACAGAUGUAUGAACAACCCGCAGAUAAUAAAAAUCACAACAAAGCUAUCUGGAUCAAGGUAAAUAUAGAUUUUGGCAGCAA